UUCAGACUCAGGCUCCCGGCCCCCUGGAGCCACUCCCGCGGGACAGACGGGGACACUGUGGGCCAGAGACAAAGAGCAGGCGGGAACCAGCAAGGAGAAGAAUUCGAGGCCCGCUCUGCCGUGAUGACAUCGAUGGACUCAAUCUCCUAGAUGCAGUUUCUCUAUCUCCGAACAGGGACAACAGCUACCCCGGUACAGGGGUCGAGGGAGGAGAAAGCGCCCGGCCAAGUCGAGUCCCAGCCGGACAGUCCAGACUUUCACAAGGCGCUGGGGAAGGAGGGCAGGACACGUCGCUGAACAGGACACUCCCCCAAAGACCAGGGAGGGGUCCUUGUCACUGCCAACCUCAGGGACUCUCCAGGCGCAGGACCUGGCUCCUCCUCGUCCCCCUCGUCCCCCGCGGCCCAGCGCCCUCCCACUUGGGCCGGCUCGCCCAGUCCUUCCCGAGGCCUCCCUUGUCGAGGCCCCGCGCCGGCGCCCUCCCUGCCACCGAUGGCCUGUGUGCGCCCGUCCAGGAACCUGCCCGGAUCCGCACCCUUCCGCGGCCCAGCAGCACGCAGGCAGGUGUGGCAGGCGUGCUCGUGGGACACCCGUUUGACACAGUCAAGGUACGGCUGCAGGUCCAGAGCAUGGAGAGGCCUCAGUACCGAGGGACCUUGCACUGCUUCCAGUCCAUCGUCAAGCAGGAGAGUGUGUUGGGCCUGUACAAGGGCCUGGGCUCGCCCCUCAUGGGGCUCACGUUCAUCAACGCGCUGGUGUUCGGCGUGCAGGGCAACACCCUGCGGGCCCUGGGCCGCGACACGCCGCUGAACCAGUUCCUGGCCGGCGCGGCGGCGGGCGCCAUCCAGUGCGUCAUCUGCUGCCCCAUGGAGCUGGCCAAGACGCGGCUGCAGCUGCAGGACGCGGGCCCGGCCCGCACCUACCGCGGCUCGCUGCACUGCCUGGCGCACAUCUACCGGCAGGAGGGCCUGCGCGGCGUCAACCGGGGCAUGGCCUCCACCCUGCUGCGCGAGACGCCCAGCUUCGGCGUCUACUUCCUCUCGUACGACGUGCUGACGCGCGCGCUGGGCUGCGAGCCCGGCGACCGGCUGCUGGUGCCCAAGCUGCUGCUGGCGGGCGGCACGUCGGGCAUCGUGUCCUGGCUGUCCACCUACCCCGUGGACGUGGUCAAGUCGCGGCUGCAGGCCGACGGGGUGCGGGGCGCCCCGCGCUACGGCGGCUUCGUGGACUGCGUGCGCCAGAGCUACCGCGCCGAGGGCUGGCGCGUCUUCACGCGCGGGCUGGCGUCCACGCUGCUGCGCGCCUUCCCCGUCAACGCCGCCACCUUCGCCACCGUCACCGUGGUGCUCACGUACGCGCGCGGCCCCGAGGCCCGGCCCGAGGGCGACGCUGUGCCCGCCCCGUCGGGGCCGGCCUGGCCCAGCCCUCCAGUCUGUGAGGCCGGCGCGCGGGAGCGCCCCGGGCUCCGGACCGCAUCGGGCCCGGGCUCCGGACCGCAUCGGGCCCGGGGGCUGGAUCCCACGCGCCGGCGAGGGGCGCCCUUGGCCGCAGGCUCCACGUGCGGGGUGUCCUCGGCCGUGAAAUGGGGGGCCUCACACCCGCAUCGUGCACUCCCUGAGCGCAGAGGUGGCGCCCCGCGGCGCCCCGCGUGCACCGAGCCCGUUGCUGUUACCUGGGGAGUCUUCCGGAAACCCAGCCGACACUCCAGCCCUUUCCUGGGGUCCGGGCCGACACCACCGCGGGGUCUUUGAUGAUCCACCCGUGGGCUAUCCAGUGACUAACUCCACCCGGCAGAGCCCCAGGGACCCUUCUUGGCCACCUGUCCGUUCUCUGUGUUAGGGACAGAGGGGCAGCUCCACAUAACUCCUGGUGUCCCAGAAUACUCUGCCGGUACCCCCCAGCUUCUCCGGUUGGCACGGCUGGGAACGCCAUUACUGCUGCCACUCCCACUGGAGGGUGACCUGGGGGACCUGCUUAGAAGCUUGGGGCCGGCUGGCGGCUCCGUAUUAGCCUAGGGGCUGGGGGACCAGCCACUGGCCACUGGGACGGAAGAUGGACAGUUAAGUCCAGCUGCGGAGCGGGGAGGGCUUGCCACCCUCUAGUCCUCAGGCUGCCCGUCUAUACAAUGGGGACACGGGUCAGCUGCUGUGUGGGGCUCUGGCCCGCUACCACUGGCCAGCUCCCUAGGGUGUGCAGCGGUCAUCGGGGACGUGGGUACAGGAAGAUCCCCACUCCCCAGCAAAUGAGGUCUCUCCCAGGGAGUCGUGCUUGGUGUUCCCAUGAGGCCACAAAGGAAGGGCUGUUCGUGGGCACAGGUGUGGCCAGUGUGGGCCCCUCUGGGCCAAGUGGGAUCCGAGCCUGUGCUCCUGGGACUAUGAGCCUGGGGCAGCCCCAGCACAUCUGGAACAGCGUGGCCGUGUGUUUGGACAGGGAGGCGGAUGGUUUUGCACAGGUUGGAAAGGACUGUGGCCUCCUUUGCCCUGAGUGGAGCUCAGCCUCUAGGGCCAUGUGAUACGUUCUCCCAGGAGGCAGAGUGGGGUCAAGGAUGACCAGACUCUAAUCCUAUUCUCGUGGUGUCAUUGCUGUAUAGAAACCGCUGAAGGAAUAAAAUAUUCUUUGUUUUCUUAA
Felis catus (domestic cat) is the source of this 2628-nucleotide messenger RNA. It is a transcript of the gene SLC25A29, whose product is annotated as solute carrier family 25 member 29. Gene Ontology annotation, biological process: mitochondrial L-ornithine transmembrane transport. Gene Ontology annotation, molecular function: high-affinity L-arginine transmembrane transporter activity. Bases 630 to 1751 code for a protein of 373 amino acids. Gene Ontology annotation, cellular component: mitochondrion. The transcript is spliced from 5 exons. NCBI's taxonomy places the organism in Eukaryota, Metazoa, Chordata, Mammalia, Carnivora, Felidae. The record is from RefSeq and is a predicted model, not a curated record.